Molecule: messenger RNA, 677 nt
Organism: Trichechus manatus latirostris (Florida manatee)
Lineage: Eukaryota; Metazoa; Chordata; Mammalia; Sirenia; Trichechidae
Gene: G0S2
Product: G0/G1 switch 2
Exons: 2
Coding region: 105-416 (103 amino acids)
Biological process (GO): positive regulation of extrinsic apoptotic signaling pathway
Cellular component (GO): mitochondrion
Source: RefSeq, a predicted model, not a curated record
CCGGCUUGACCCACAGACGCGGUGACCGCCGCCUCCAGCUCGCGCCGCUUCCUGCUCGCGCUGCGCCCCUAGGGUCCCUCCCGCCCCAAGAGCCCACAGCCGCGAUGGAAACGGUCCAGGAGCUGAGUCCUCUGGCCAAGGAGAUGCUGGGCCAGAAGCCCAAGGGGAAGUUGGUGAAGCUGUAUGUGCUGGGCAGCGUGCUGGCCUUCUUCGGCAUUGUGCUUGGCCUGGUGGAGACUGUGUGCGCCCCCUUCACGGCCGCCAGACGCCUGCGGGACGAGGAGGCCGCCGUGGCCUCGCUGCAGGCCGCCCUGGAGCGACAGGCCCUCCGGACACAGGCCUUGCAGGAGAAAGACAAGCAGCAGGAGGCCGUGCAGUGCAGCCGGGGCCUCUCCAAUAGGCAGCACGCCUCCUAGGGACCGCGGAAGACCAGCAGAGGGAGAGAGAACCGGAGCCAGCCAUACGCUGUUUGGACUUACUUCUGAGAACUGACCAAUCACACGAUUCCACCAAAAGAGUUCGGGAUUGAGUUUUGCUGCUGUGCAGCAGUGCAGAGGGAUGGCAUGUCCAAAACUAUGUAUUUUUGAGGUACCUGAGUGCAUCUUCCAUUUUGCACUAGGGAAGAAGGAUGGGAAAUGCUUUUUAUAUUACUAUUGUUGUUAUUAUUAUUACAAUGA